AUGCUGUUCAAGUCACUCUUUCUUGUGCACCUGGCAGCGGCGCAGGAGUUGAUGCGCUUCGGCUGUUCUCAACUUACGGUCGACCAAAUUGAUCCCCUAGUUGAGCCAGGCAACGUCCCUUCUGCGCACAUGCACCAAAUUGUUGGCGGCAACUCUUUCAACGCUUCCAUGACCCCUGGCUCUCAUGACCCUCCAACUGUAUCGACCUGCACCAGCUGCACCUACUCUGAGGACUUUUCCAACUACUGGACUGCCAAUGUGUACUUCAAGGCACGCAAUGGAACAUUCAAACGCGUCCCACAGGUGGUCAACUUGGGUCUUGGCACGAAAGCCGGCAUGACAAUCUAUUAUAUCAGAGGUUAUCAGUCGAGCGCCAAGGUCACGGCCUUCCCCAAGGGUUUCCGUAUGCUAGUUGGUGACCCGAUGAACCGUGUGGCCAACAAGGUCCCAAAAGGAAAUUGUUGGCGAUGUGAGGCAAACAUGCAGCAGAGUCCCUUCGGUGGAGCGCCAUGCACUGGCUCUGAUACUCCAGGCUUCCCCAAAGCGGCCUGUGGAGGUGGAUGGAGAAUGACUGUUACCUUCCCGUCAUGUUGGGAUGGUAAGAACACUGACAGCCCCGAUCACAAGAGCCACGUUGCGUACCCAGCAAGCGGCACGUUUGAGUCAGGCGGCGCGUGCCCGUCAACGCACCCUGUCAAGAUUCCUCAGGUCAUGUACGAGGCCAUCUUCGACACUCGUCAGUUCAACAACAAAGCCGACUGGCCUGCUGAUGGCUCGCAGCCAUUCUAUUUGAGCAUGGGUGAUAACACUGGUUACGGUAUUCAUGGGGAUUACUUGUUUGGCUGGCAGGGUGAUGCGCUGCAGAAGGCCAUGGACACAAAGUGCGCAAAUGACAACUGUGCAGCUCUCAAGAGGCAAAGCAACGCGCAGGCCAUCGCAUGCACCAAGGCACAGGCAUCCAAGGAGAAUAUUGGUGACGAUCAAUGGCUCAAGAAUCUUCCAGGCGCCAUCACGCAGUUCUAA
Molecule: messenger RNA, 1023 nt
Organism: Neoarthrinium moseri
Lineage: Eukaryota; Fungi; Ascomycota; Sordariomycetes; Amphisphaeriales; Apiosporaceae
Exons: 4
Coding region: 1-1023 (340 amino acids)
Source: RefSeq, a predicted model, not a curated record